Molecule: messenger RNA, 2920 nt
Organism: Cuculus canorus (common cuckoo)
Lineage: Eukaryota; Metazoa; Chordata; Aves; Cuculiformes; Cuculidae
Product: epithelial discoidin domain-containing receptor 1-like
Exons: 18
Coding region: 56-2671 (871 amino acids)
Biological process (GO): positive regulation of kinase activity; cell surface receptor protein tyrosine kinase signaling pathway; multicellular organism development
Cellular component (GO): signaling receptor complex
Molecular function (GO): collagen binding; ATP binding; protein tyrosine kinase collagen receptor activity
Source: RefSeq, a predicted model, not a curated record
GGGAGGGGACCCGGGAGAGCGGGAGGGGGGGCGGCUGCGAGGAGGAGGUGCCGCCAUGGGGGUUCUGCCCCUCCUCCUCCUGGCGGUGGGGACGCGAGCGAUGGACGGACGCCUCGACCUGGGCCGGUGCCGCUUCGCUCUGGGGAUGGAGGACGGUUCCAUCCCCGACAGCCGCAUCUCGGCCUCCAGCGCUUGGUCCGACUCCACCGCCGCCCACCACGGCCGGCUGGGCCGCAGCGAUGGCGACGGCGCGUGGUGUCCCGCGGGCCCCGUCUUUCCGGAGGAGGAGGAGUUCUUGGAGGUGGAUCUGGGACGGCUUCACCUGGUGACGCUGGUGGGGACGCAGGGCCGCCACGCCGGUGGCCACGGCCGCGAGUUCGCCCACGGCUACCGCCUGCGCUACAGCCGCGACCAACGCCGGUGGCUGCGCUGGAGGGACCGCUGGGGCACUGAGAUCAUCGGUGGCAACGAGGACCCUCAGGGGGUGGUCCUGAAGGAUCUGUCUCCGCCGGUGGUGGCCCGAGCGCUGCGUGUCUACCCUCGCGCCCCGCGAGCCAUGAGCGUCUGCCUCCGCCUGGAGCUCUACGGCUGCCCCUGGGACGUUGGGCUCCUGUCCUACACGGCGCCGCGGGGACAGGUGAUGGUCCUCGACACGGGACCUGUUGUCCUCAACGACUCCACCUACGAUGGAUCCAGCGUUGGCCCACGGCCCUUUGGGGGUUUGGGGCAGUUGGUGGACGGCGUUUUGGGUCUCGAUGACUUCCUGAGGAGCCGCGAGCGCCGCCUUUGGUCGGGUUACGACUACGUCGGAUGGCGUCGACCGCCGGGACCUCAACCCCACGUGGAACUGGAGUUCGAGUUUGAGAAGCUGCGGAGGCUCCACGCCAUGCAGGUCCAUUGCAGCGUUGUGCCGACGCGCAGCGUCGACGCCUUCACGGCGGUGGAGUGUCGCUUCAAGCAGAGCUUGGCCAGACCUUGGGAGGAGCCCUCCUCGACGUCCCACAGCCCCAUGGGCGCCACCGCCGGCGCCCGCUGGGUCACCGUCGCCCUCGGGGGGCGCCGCGCUCGCUUCCUCCAGUGCCGCUUCUUCUUCGCCGCCGAGUGGAUGCUCUUCAGUGAGGUCACCUUCCACUCAGAGGUGGUGGCGGAGGCCCCGCGGCCCAGCGGGGGGUCCCCCGUUGCCCCCCCCGAGGCCUCAGUGGGCGCCGCGGGCAUCGCCGACGACAGCGCCGCGGCCGCCGCGCUCCCACCCCGCGCCACCGCCGCAGCCACCGCCGCAGCCACCGCCGCAGCCACCGCCGAGCGCGGCGCCGCCGCCGUCCUGGAGGGCUCUCUGGGGGCCCUCAUCCUCCUCCUGGUGGGGAUCAUCGUCCUCAUCCUCUGGGGGCACCGCUGGAAGAGCGCCCUGGGAAAGGGCCGCCGUCGGUGGGAGGAGGAGCUGCGCGUUCAGCUCUCGGUUCCGGGUGACACCGUCGUCAUCAACAACGCAACGGCGCCGUCUCGGGGCCCUCCUCGUUACGAGCGGAUCCCCCCGAGCCCCGGAGGCUACCGGGAGCCAACGAGGCCGUGGGCAACGCUGCCCCCCGCGCCGCCGGGGCCUGCUCCGUCGGAUACCGCGGCGUAUCGGCUCCUCCUCACCACCUACGCCCGACCCAGGGGGGGCCCCACCCGACAGCCCCCGGCGGGGACCAAGCGCCUCAACACCGACGGGGCUUACGCUGAGGCCGAUGUCACCGGAGGCUCCGCCUAUGCCCUCGCUGGCCCCGCCCCCGCGCCCUCCCCCCCCCUCCCCGCCUUCCCCCGCGGCCGCCUGCGCUUCCGCCAGAAGCUGGGGGAGGGGCAGUUCGGAGAGGUGCUGCUGUGUGAGGUGCAGGAGCCGCAGGCGCUGCCCCCCCCCUCGCGCCCCCCCGCGCUGCCUCCGGGGCGGCCGCUGCUCGUGGCCGUCAAAGUGCUGCGCCCCAACGCCACCAAGAACGCCAGACGGGAUUUCCUGCAGGAGGCGCGGACGCUGGGGCGGCUGCGGGACCCCAACAUCGUGCGGCUGCUGGGGGUGUGCGCGGGCGCGGGGCCCCUCUGCAUCAUCACCGAGUACAUGGAGCACGGGGACCUCCACCAGUUCCUGGGGGGGCCCAGCGGAGACAACCUCAGCCUUCGGACGCUGCUGCACGUGGGCGCCCAGAUCGCCUCGGGGAUGCGUUUCUUGUCCGGGUUGAACUUCGUCCACCGCGACUUAGCGACGCGGAACUGCCUGGUGGGCGAGGGCUUCACCGUCAAGGUGGCCGACUUCGGCAUGAGCCGCCACCUCUACGGUAGCCACUACUACCGGGUGCGCGGGCGAGCCCUGCUGCCCAUCCGCUGGAUGGCCUGGGAGUGCAUCCUCAUGGGCACCUUCACGCCCGCCAGCGACGCCUGGGCCUUCGGGGUGACGCUGUGGGAGGUGCUGACGCGGUGCCGCGAGCAGCCCUACGGCCGCCUCAGCGACGAGCAGGUCAUCGCCAACGCCGGGCACCACUUCCGAGCCCAGGGACGCCAGGAGUACCUGCCGUGCCCCCCGAGCUGCCCCCCCGCCCUCCACGAGGUGAUGCUUCGGUGUUGGGCGCGCGACGCCGACGACCGACCGACCUUCGGCCUCCUGCACCGCCUGCUGCGCCACCAGGCCGGCCUCGCCUGAGCCCACCACCACUCCUCCUCCUCCUCCCUGGUGGCCUUCGGCCUCCUCGAGAUCCUCCUUCGUCCUCCUCGAGAUCCUCCUCUGUCCUCCUUGAGUUCCUCCUCCUCGAGAUCUUCCUUCAUCCUUCUCGAGAUCCUCCUCUGUCCUCCUUGAGUUCCUCCUCCUCGAGAUCUUCCUUCAUCCUUCUCGAGAUCCUCCUCUGUCCUCCUUGAGUUCCUCCUCCUCGAGAUCCUCCUUCAUCCUUCUCGA